CUAUGUCUUUGGUUGCCAUGGCCGUGCCGACGUCCCGUGUGGCCUGACAUGGCAAAUGUCACCAAUCUAUACUUGGACAUUGAGCCAACAUUACAAGGAGGAGUAUGGCGACGAAGGAUGUUGCAUGGCUCCCCAGCGGCCUCCGCAAUGGCGGUGGGUGGUCGAAAAGAAUGGUCCAGGAGGCAGCUGCUGCAGCGCCCUUUCGAGGAGCUGAUGACUCGCUCCGCCUCAGAGUCGCUGUCGUUGCCACGGCAGCGCUUCAGUCACAGUGAAACUUCCUCGAUGACGCUGUCGCAUCAUUUGCCACAGAUCCCUGGGCAAGCAGGGCGUGCCCCUCGAAUGUCCAUGGCGCAGAGGUCCAAUUCCAGGCUGGGGUCCAAUACGUCGCUGCAGAAUCUCAAUUUGGCGGACGUGCUGCAGGCCGAAGGAGAGGACGGCGAGCUGGAGGUGGACACCUUGCAGGGAAGCAAGGAUCAGUCGAUGUCAGGAGGCGCUUCUCCCUUUGGCCAAAGUACUGGUGAAAUGGACUUUGGCCUCGAUAAGCGUGGCAGCUUUCAGGGAGCUAUGGCUCGCAACCAGAGUCCGCGAUCACAGUGGGCCAAUACACUUGAAGCAGCGCUGGAGGAAGCAGAUGUGCAACUUCUCUUCCGCUUGGAUCUUCCCCUGAUGGUGAAGGCGGUGGCCGAUGGGGAAAUCCACUCGCUGAAGGAAGUGACACCUCCCAGGUGGAAUCAGAUGAAGGUCAUGGCCAUGGACUUUCUGGAGGAGCUGGAGAGGAUUGGCACUUGCCGCCCUGGACAAAGGGCGUCUCUUAAGGUGGUGUCUGACCUCUACGACUGUUUGGAGGAGCAAGGCUGCAAUCAAGGCUUUGAUGCUUUGUGCAAGUCCUUCACUUUCCUGUUUGGAGGUUUGGAAGAGGUGCAGAAGGUCUUGGAUGUGAACAAGAAUGGGUUAUUGAGCACAACCGAAUUCUCGAUGGCCAUGUGCCUUUCGGGCCUUGAUCUGGGCGUGAUUUGCGGGCUCGAUGAGCGGGAGAUCUUCUUGGCUGUUGAUGUGAACCACUCGGGAUCCAUUAGCAUCGAGGAGCUACUGAGAUUUUGCGCCAGCAAACCUGCGGAGACCAAGUUGAGCAAGGCUGAUCGCGCGAAAAAGGAACGAGAGAGGAAAGCCGCUGCUGCAAAGUCCAGCAAGAGCAAAAUGAACACGACAGCAAUCAUUGAACAGGCUGGUUUGAAGGUGGUUCAAGAGAAAGAAGUUCAAGGCGUGCGCUUCCAAGCCAUGGUUGUUCCAAAGCAAAGCUCCAGUAACCUGACUCCUUCAGCAACGGGUGCCGGUGUAGGCAUGGAUGUGAUGCUGGAAGAGUUGGAUGAAGAGGAGAUCGAUGACAUGCUCGAAGUCCUUGCGCAAGAGGAGAUUCUACGGGCUCAGGCCAAAUGGAUCUGCGUCUCGCGCUGGCUGGCCUCCGUGCUAGGAGCUUCCAGUUUGGAAAAUGAAGGGCAAGAACGCGCCAAAACUUGGGAAGAUGAACGGCAGCAGGCCUAUGAUGCGGUGGAGCAGGCAGUGCUGGUUCCAAUGGCAGCAGCACUUCCCGCAGUCUUCACAGCCCAGGACUCGGGAGCUGUCUCCGGUUCCAUGGAGGAGGAUGCCUCCAAACCCACAGCUCUUCUGGCGGGUGAAGAGCUGGACCAUCAGCUGGAAAAGCUGUUCCAAGAGGAAGCCACUGAGGAUGGCGGCAGAAAGAUCCUGGACAGAUCUGCCACCCGUCAUUUCUUCGAAGAUCUCAUGCUGGCGGACUUCAAGUGGCACCAGAAGUUGCGCAUGGUGAUCCUGGACAGGCUGUAUGAUGAUACCCUGAACAUCCAGAAGGAGGAAAGUGGCUUGGCCAAAGGCCUGACCUUUCGGUCCUUGAAGGUGGUCCUGCACCGUAUGCUGCGGGAUCACGCGGAACACUGGAUGGAGUCCUUCAGGACAAACAUCGAACGUCAAAUGAACAAGCGAAACAAAGCUGCACCUGGUAAACCAAGUCGCCCCGGUCGCCCUUGAAGGCCAAGAAGCCGAAGACCGCGAAUCCAGUUGAGAGUGCCAGUGCGGACCAUGCCACAGCUGCCCCUUUAUGGGGGCAGUUGUCAAGGUGGCAAAAGCAUGUUUUUUUCUUUGCCAAGGUCCGAAAACUAUCUCAAGCCUCUCACAAAGUGAGACAAAGAGUUGAGACAGUGACGCGUCCGGCCGUGCAAGUUGAAAAGGACUUCAGGUCUGAGACGGUCGACCAUUACUUGGUCAAAA
Messenger RNA from Cladocopium goreaui, 2283 nucleotides. Lineage: Eukaryota; Dinophyceae; Suessiales; Symbiodiniaceae. The record is from the annotation of a GenBank genome assembly.